GUCUUUCACUCCCUUCCUGCUGCAUCACAACAGCCGCUAGCAGCUCGAGUAGCACCAGUGACUGGGGGUUAUAGAGGAUAUACACCCGCUAAUUCAUUGUCAAAACAACACCGCAGACCUUGCAGCACCCAACAAAAUCCUGACACGGGGGAGACCGACAGGAACUGGUUGCAGUGCGCUAACCCCGCUCCAGCUGUUGGGAUAUGGCCAGGCCGGAACAGGUUCUGCUCUUAGAGCCUCAACACGAACUGAAAUUCAGAGGUCCGUUCUCAGACGUGGUCACCACGUCUCUCAAGCUCUCCAACCCUACAGACAGGAAUGUAUGCUUCAAGGUGAAGACCACAGCACCACGCCGCUACUGUGUGCGGCCAAACAGUGGAAUUCUCGAUGCAGGCACUUCAAUCAAUGUCUCCGUAAUGCUGCAGCCAUUUGAUUAUGACCCGAAUGAAAAGAGUAAACACAAGUUCAUGGUCCAGUCACUGCUAGCGCCUCCUGACAUGACUGAUAUGGAGGGAGUGUGGAAGGAAGCAAAGCCAGAAGAGCUCAUGGACUCGAAGCUGAGGUGUGUUUUUGAGAUGCCAUUGGAUAAUGAAAAGAUGCAUGACAUGGAGUCCAGCAAGAUGAUGUCGUCCAGCUUGCUGAAGUCAGAUUCCUCUGCCCUGCCUGUGAAGUCACUGAGCUCCACCCUGGAUGACGGGGAGGUGAAGAAGAUCAUGGAGGAGUGUAAGAGACUGCAGAUGGAGGCCCAGAGGCUACGGGAAGAAAACAAACAGAUUAGGGAGGACGAUGGUCUGCGGAUGAGGAAGAGUAACAUGAUGUCGUCUCAGCACUCCUCAAUGGGCAUGAAGAAGGAGGAAGGGUUGAGUGUCCGCACAGUGGCCCUCAUUAUGCUUUUCUUAGUGGUGGGCGUCAUCGUGGGCAAGUUGGUCUUGUAGAGCGCAGAGCAGUUUGGUUGGCAGCAGCAUGCUUUUGGGGGAUGAAAGCAACACAAGGGAUUUGGCAUUAUGGUUCAGGAAAUGCCACAUUUGCUGGGUGGGGGGGUGGUUCCAUGUUUUGAUUCUGUCAGAUUUAUGUAAAAUAAAUAAAUCAAAAGGUAAUGUAUGAGAAAAGUUAAAAAAAAAAGAAAGAAAGAUCUUAUGAACAAACCUACUGUUACAGGUCUUGCCUCACGUAAUCAUCACAUAAUCAUUCUGGCUUUUCUUCCAAAGUUUCAUGUAUACAGAUGACUGGUUCUGUGGGUGAGGGUAAUGGAAACAUGAUUUAAUGCUUGUGAUUCAGUCAAAUUGAUUUUUUUAAACACUGGCGAGGUAGUGUUGGUGUGUGAGUCAGUUUGCAAUUGUGCGAAUGUCAUUUUAGUGUAUUAUUGUUUCUUUGUCUAACUGACAGAGGCCAGAGCUUACGUAUAUGUAUAUACGUAAUCCCCCACAUACUACACACUCUGUACAGUAUAUCCAGGUGUUCCUUCCAGCUAAACCCCCUUUAAGGAAGGGAUUUACCAGAGAGAUGAUCCACACUGUCGGGGUUUCACACAGGGCUAUCAAACUGACUCCUCCCAUCAGAAGCUUUGUAAAAUCAUCUCCUCUUUGAUUGUAGAAGCUUGAACAGUGUAUGAAACACUAUGCCGCUGGUAUUUUCUGUCUUUAUGUCCUCCUUAUUUUAGGUCUACCGUAUUUUCCGGACUAUAAGUCACUCUUUUUUAGUAGUUUGGCUGGCCAUGUGACCUUUAUUUAGAAGUGAAUAUACGCUAUGGCACCAUCCACACUUGAAUUGAGCGCUGCUACUGCACCACCGAAAAAGCUAUACUGCAGAAUUUAAACCGUAAAUUAGAAAGUAUCCAGCCGAAAACGGUAAUCGAGCAGCAGAAAGAAAGUUUGGCGUGAGUGAAAAACUCGAAAACCAAAGGUAACUCUUUCUUCUAUGAAAAAAAAUAUCAAAGAAGGCUAAUCGCGGGCUGAAAGCGCAAUGGCCAGAGAUGGAGGAAUGAGUCCACAAAUGGGUUGAACAGCGUGCUGCUGGAAGGGGGCUUAUCAACGGUGCAGUUGCGUCUCCAUGCGCAUGUUGUUGCCAAGGAGAUGAAAAAUGAUUUUGCUGGCGGGCCUUCUAUCACUAUCACUUCAUGCAACGCACGGACCACGCUGUGUCAGAAACUGCCACCGGACUUCCAAGCCAAGGUCGACAGUUUCCCGUGCAUUCAUUGAAAAGCAGUCAACGACACACAAUGUGUCACCGGAUCAUAUAAUUAAUAUGGGCGAUGUGCCCCUCACGUUUGACAUCCCCAUGAGCCGAAGUGUCGCAGAGAAAAGGGCAGAAAAGUGUGAGCAUAGAGACAACAGGUCAUGAGAAAUCACACUUCACUAACUGUGGAGAUGGUUCCAAACUGCCACCAAUGGUUAUUUUCAAAUGGAAGAUGUUUGUUGCGACCUCAAACAAGAAAGGGUGGAUAGAUGAAGGAAUUAUGAGCUUUUGGCUAACAAAGUGCUAUUCUAAACGUCCUGAUGCCAGCCGAGCAUUAGAGGAGACGGCCCUUCAUCUUCCUCCGGAGUCGGCGGAAUUGUUUAGAAGCGACACCAAGGAUGAAGAAUUCAACGGAUUCAGUGAUGCAGAAUAAGAUCGGGAACUUAAUGAACUGUUGCGUUAAUAAGUUUAGCCUAUGAUCUUCAGGCUAACUGAAUAGUCAGAUUAAAUGUUCAAUUUUGGAUAAUGAAAUAAAUGCGACUUAUAGACCGA
This is a messenger RNA of Solea solea (common sole), 2727 nucleotides long. Its product is annotated as vesicle-associated membrane protein-associated protein B/C-like. The transcript is spliced from 6 exons. Gene Ontology annotation, molecular function: FFAT motif binding. NCBI's taxonomy places the organism in Eukaryota, Metazoa, Chordata, Actinopteri, Pleuronectiformes, Soleidae. The coding region runs from base 204 to 935 and encodes 243 amino acids. Gene Ontology annotation, biological process: endoplasmic reticulum membrane organization. The record is from RefSeq and is a predicted model, not a curated record. Gene Ontology annotation, cellular component: endoplasmic reticulum membrane; plasma membrane.